AUGGAUCCAACAAUUGAUCCAACUCUUGGCGCCAACGCGAAAAAGACAGGACCAAAAAAGAAGAAAAAAGCAUCACCAAAAAAGAAGAACGAAGCAGCAGCAGCAAGUAAAAACGGAGACCAACCAGCUGCCGAGAAAACAGUAGAACCAAAGAAAAAAAAAUCAAAAAAGAAGGAUUCUACGAGCGACCCGGCCACAACGAAAGCCCCCAAGACACGUUACCAAGAACAUGAAGAUGUUCAAAUCUGCCUGUCUUGGCUAGAAGUAUCCCAAGACCCCCUCAACUCGACAAAUCAGACUUCAGACACAUUCUGGAACCGAGUUGCCAAUCACUUCACGAAAGCAAUUAGUGAUGGAUCCCGAUCUGGUACGAGUAUCAAAAGUCGCUGGCAACUUCUCCAACAACGGGUCAAUAAGUUUUCCGGCUGCGUCAAGCAAAUUGAGCUCUCCAAUCAGAGUGGGACCUCGGCUGAAGAUCGAUUGAGCAGCGCGCUCAAGCUCUACAUGGCUCUCUCAGAUCAGCCAUUUUCUCAUCUACGUUGCUACAACAUUCUCAAUCUUGCUCCCAAGUGGAAGGACCAUUGCGUUGAAAUUGAAAAGAAGCACAAGACAACGAAUAUUAGUAGUACUAGUAGUUCUGCUGCAUCCGCCAUAUCAUCGUUAGACGACAACGGACCCGCCGAUUCUCUUUCCUCUGAUGUGAUCAAUGAUCCUGCCAACAGCGAUGCUUCCACGAUUCAAUCUAGCAAGAUUAAGCGCCCAAUGGGAAACAGGAAGGCUAAAGAUCUAGCCCAACAAACACGAGAAGAUAAAAAGUUCAAGGACGAAAUCCUCUUAUUUCACAAGGAGCUAUCCAACAACUCGAAAGCUCAAAAUCAAAUCCUUUCUGAGCAGAAAGAUGCAAUGGCGACUCUAGCAAACAAUACCAUAAUGCAAAUCGAUCUUUCGACUGUCAGCGAGGCCAGCCGCCCCUUUUACGAUUGGCAGCAAAGGAAAGUUUUGGAUCAGGUUAAGAGAGAACAAGCGGAAUAUGAGAAAAAAUUAAAAGAAGAAGAAGAAUUGAAAAGAAAGAAAGAUGAAGAAGAGAAUAAAAAAAAGAAAGAAGAAGAGAAAAAAAAGAAAGAAGAAGCACAAAAAAAAACACAACAAGAGUCGGAUGACGAAGAGGACGAGGAGGACGAGGAGGACGAGGAGGACGAGGAUGAAGACGAGAACAAUGAUGAGAGCGGGGAGGACGAGGAGGAGGAAUAG
This is a messenger RNA of Puccinia graminis f. sp. tritici CRL 75-36-700-3, 1251 nucleotides long. RefSeq lists its product as uncharacterized. The record is from RefSeq and is a predicted model, not a curated record. The transcript has 2 exons. Bases 1 to 1251 code for a protein of 416 amino acids. Lineage: Eukaryota; Fungi; Basidiomycota; Pucciniomycetes; Pucciniales; Pucciniaceae.